Molecule: messenger RNA, 729 nt
Organism: Meloidogyne enterolobii
Lineage: Eukaryota; Metazoa; Nematoda; Chromadorea; Rhabditida; Meloidogynidae
Source: the annotation of a GenBank genome assembly
GGAAAUUCUGAAGAAAUAGUUCAUAUGGGAGUAUUCAAUGCAAAUUCAAUUUUACAGCAUAUUACUAGGGAGAGUAUGCCUCUAGUUCUUGAUAUUGGAAACGGAUUUACAACCGAUUUGGUUAUCAGACCAGAACCAACUUUAUUCCUUAUUUACAACUCAAAUUACAAAACUUCCCCAGAAUUGCGCACCUUAUUUUCUUUACUUCCAAGCAAACUUGGAAAUAAACUUAAAAAUAAUAUAAAACUUGUUGAACUGGACAAAGCACAUUCUUUGCCAUUGGAAGGGCUUUUAAUUGAACUUGGUUUGAGCAAUAAAAAAGAAUUUAAAGAGACUGCUGUAUUUUGCGUGUUACUUGUAUCUUCAAUUCAUUGCGUACCAGUCCCAACUGUUGAAUGGUUCAGAGAUGAAUUUACAAAUAAUAUUGUUGAAUUGCUAGGGCACGCUUUUCUAAAGACAUCUGACAAUAAUGAAAAAAUUACUGAUGGCUCUUGGCAACGCUUUUUCCCUCACAAAAUCGACUUUGAAAACAAGCCACAUCCACUCAUGCAACUUCAACUUGAACAGAUAAACAAAAUUUUUGGAGGACAACAAAUAAAAAUUAAACCAGAACCGAUUAGUGAACAUCACCAUAAUUUGCAUAAUUUCGAUGGAAUGGAUAACGAAAAAGCAGCAAUUUCUGGAUGUCCCAUGAUGGCCCAUUUAAAUAAUAUACGCGACGAACUUUAG